AUGUGUUGCUUGAGAGGGGAGAGAGAGACAGACAGAGAGAGAGAGAGAGCCUAUAUGAGUCAUUGUGUAGUUCCAAAAUGGAAUCUGAGCCACGAAAGACAAGAGCAAGUCGAAGAAGAGGAAGAAAAGAGAUCUUUUCACGUGCCUGCUGAGAAGAAUCAACACAGUACCACCACUAAACCUCUUGUCCCAUUCUACCAGCAAAUGGCAAAGCAAGGAAUUACAGAACUAACAUGGCAAAAUGGGCAACUCGCUCUGCAUGGGAUUGAUGGGCUACAGCCGACAAUCCCACCAAAGCCCACAUGGAACCGAGCCAAUGACACGUUGGAGUCCGUAGUCAAUCAAGCUAAACUCCAAACUCAAGGCCCAGACUUGAUCCAGCAAGGCGAGCCAGUGGUCCAUACUGGCCGCACCCUCGCACCCUCUGGCGCGAAUGGGAAAUGGGUUGAGAGGGGGAACCAAGAACCGUCGGCGAGAAAAAGAACACGAUCAACUUCCGAUUAUGGUGGGAAAAAUGUCAGCACAAGCAACAACAAUAACAACAACAACAGCAACACUAUGCAAGUUGACCACGGUGAUCACAGUGUGUGUGGAAGUGCGAGUGCAGCGUUUUGUAGGGACAAUGAGACUACUUUGAUGACAUGGGCUUCCUUUGAUUCUCCUCGAAGCUUGAAAACUAAAUCCAUUGAUGAAGAUUCUGCUUGUCAUGUUGAAUCGGAAAAUCAAGAGGAAGAACAAGAUACAAAGCGUGUAGCAAAUCGUUCUCAUUCAGCUAGACGAAGUCGAGCUGCUGCUGUACAUAAUCAAUCAGAACGGAGGAGGAGAGACAGAAUUAAUGAGAAGAUGAAAGCCCUGCAGAAGUUGGUGCCAAAUGCAAGCAAGACUGAUAAAGCUUCGAUGUUGGAUGAGGUAAUUGAAUACUUAAAGCAGCUUCAAGCACAAGUUCAGUUCAUGAGUGUGAGGAGUAUGCAACAAAUGAUAAUGCCUAUAGGAAUGCAGCAACAACUUCAAAUGUCGCUCCUAGCUCGUAUGGGCAUGGGGGUCGGUCUAGGCAUGGGAAUGGGGAUGCUCGACAUGAGCGGUAUGCCACGUUCAGCCCCGCAAGCACUUCCUCCACUCAUCCAUCCUACAUCCGUGCCCUCUACACCUCCUGCAUUUGUUCCGCCCCACUUCUUGUUACCUCCUGCAAUUCCAAGGCAGGAUCCAACACAAGCCAAGCCUGCCACCAAUGGCUCUGUUGAUCCAUUUUGUGCCUUUCUAGCCCAAACAAUGAAUAUGGAUAUUUACAACAAAAUGGCAGCUUUCUAUCGCCAACAAGUUAAUCAGACAACAAAUGCAAUGAGCAGCCCAACACAAUCAAACAAUAUGCAAGGAAAUUAAUGUUUUCGCUAAAGCAACUCAAAGAUUGGAUAAGAACAGGAGCACUCGCACUCAACUUUAUUCGUUGAUAAGUUCUAUGUUUAGUUGACAAGGACUGAACUUUGAAAAUAUCUGUAUUUCAUGAUUAUGAGGAAUUAUCGGUAUUGGAUUAUGUAAAAACAUGAUUUUGCAUUAAUAAAUAUUAAAUUUCUCAUGGAA
This is a messenger RNA of Cucumis melo (muskmelon), 1578 nucleotides long. RefSeq names its product transcription factor PIF7-like. The coding region runs from base 1 to 1380 and encodes 459 amino acids. Gene Ontology annotation, molecular function: protein dimerization activity. The transcript has 6 exons. The record is from RefSeq and is a predicted model, not a curated record. Gene Ontology annotation, cellular component: nucleus. Lineage: Eukaryota; Viridiplantae; Streptophyta; Magnoliopsida; Cucurbitales; Cucurbitaceae.